This is a messenger RNA of Danaus plexippus (monarch butterfly), 2160 nucleotides long. It is a transcript of the gene Adck1, whose product is annotated as aarF domain-containing kinase 1. Gene Ontology annotation, biological process: mitochondrion organization; protein phosphorylation; lipid homeostasis. Gene Ontology annotation, molecular function: protein kinase activity; ATP binding. The record is from RefSeq and is a predicted model, not a curated record. The transcript has 6 exons. Bases 146 to 1696 code for a protein of 516 amino acids. Gene Ontology annotation, cellular component: mitochondrial inner membrane. NCBI's taxonomy places the organism in Eukaryota, Metazoa, Arthropoda, Insecta, Lepidoptera, Nymphalidae.
UUGCUUAUGUAGGUAUACCUCGUUAUUCAUGUUGGGACGUCUAAUGAAUGACAAGUCUUCGAACUGUUUACUAGAAGUAUAAACGGGCAUAAUGUAGAACGGUUAUGUGAUAUUUAUAAAUUAAAGGAAAAAGUGAUACUUUAAAAUGUUAUUUCGAAAUAUAAGGAAGGUUGUAAAAUAUUCGUUUUAUAGUGGCGUUACUAUAGGAGGUACUGUUGUCGCUUUUAAGUAUCGCGAUGGUGAUUAUGAUUCCUUAGCGAUAGUAAGGCUCAGUAGAGCUGCAUUAACAGCAGUAAACAUUGGGAGAACUUACCAAUCUAUGCUAUACAGCAGAGAAUGGGACAAAGCUUCAAAAGAAUACAUUCAAGCGAAAAGCGAUGCUCAUACAAUUGGGGCGGCAAAACUGCUUGAAUUAUGCAAAGCUAAUAAAGGUGUGUACAUUAAAGUUGGGCAGCAUGUAGGAGCGCUCGACUACUUGCUUCCCAACGAGUAUGUUCAGACUAUGCGUGUUCUGCAUAAAGACGCACCUAGAAAUUCCUUGGAAGAGCUUUACGAGGUUAUUAGAGAAGAUUUAAAAAAAGACCCUGAAGAUUUAUUUGAAGAAUUUGAUUCAGAGCCGCUAGGUACCGCGUCUCUGGCACAGGUUCAUAAAGCAAAACUUAAAGAUGGUUCCGAAGUCGCAGUCAAAGUCCAACAUCACUUUGUAAGAAAAAACAUAAAGAUUGACCUGCAAUGGAUGGAAUUUAUUAUCAAUGUGAUGUCCAAAGUCUUCCCAGAUUUCCAAAUGCAAUGGCUGGUGGACGAGACCAAGAAGAACAUCACAAAGGAAUUAGAUUUCUUACAAGAAGGCAAGAACGCUGAGAAGGUUUCGGAAUUGUUUAGAAAUUAUACAUGGUUGAAGGUGCCCAAAAUAUACUGGGAGUACAGCUCCGAGAGGGUCCUGGUUAUGGAGUAUGUGACGGGCGGGCAGGUUAAUGAUGUGAAAUAUUUAGAAAAACACAAUAUCAGUAAACCCGAUUUAUGCACAAAGUUAGGCGAUCUAUACUCCCAUAUGAUAUUUGUCACUGGAUUUGUGCAUAGCGAUCCACAUCCAGGCAAUAUUCUGGUGCAUAAGGACCCUCAAGAUAAGGACGUGUCGGUUUACCUCUUGGAUCAUGGUUUGUAUGCACAACUGUCCGACAAGUUCCGGUAUCAUUAUUCCAAGUUAUGGCUGUCUAUUAUAGCGAGGGAUAGAGAUAAAAUACGUGUUCAUGCUGAACAUUUGGGUAUAGAAAAAGAGUUGUACGGCUUGUUUGCUUGCAUGGUGACGGGGAGGCCGUGGGAUGCUAUCAUGAAAGGAAUUGAUAAGUCAGGGCCGUCUUCAGAUGAGAAAACCACUUUCCAAAACGAGAUCCCAAAUUUCCUGCACUACGUGACACAGUGUUUGGAACAUGUAGACCGUCAGGCUUUGCUGGUGUUGAAGACAAACGACCUCAUCCGUAGCAUCGAAUACUCUCUCGGAGUCCAAGAGAGGAUGUGUGGCUUCCUCGUGAUGACGAAAUGCUGUACCAAGAGCAUUUACAAUCUCGAUUACAAGAAUUCAUCAUCACUGGUGAAGAAGCAGCUUUUAAACUUGAAGUACUCGUGGUCUUUGUUUGUGUUAUACAUAUACGGUUAUUGUUUGUAUCUCAGAAAUGCUGUCAGAUUGUACAGCUAAGAUUUACUUAUAUAUACCUAUUAGGUUCUUAGAAAUGACCAAAAAAUAUUUAUUAUCUACAUUUAAUUUGUUACAAAAUGGUCUGUUUUUAUUUUAAUGGAAUUUCAGAGGCUUGGAUUGGGCUAUGACCGAGCUUACUUCUGUGCCGGGCUAAUGAAAGUACAGAGGAAUAUUUUGUUCAAAUGCUUAGAUGAGGCAUUAACAAAAUUAUUUCUGAAUGCUUGUUAUAUAUUUUUAGAUGUUUUUUUCUGAAUGUUACGCCGAUUCCUAGUCAUGAUCAUUUUUACCUCCAAUGAAUACCUUCAGUAAUUUUUAACUUGUAGCCUUAUAAAUACAACUAUGUAAAUAAAAAAAAGGUAAUAAUCAAACACGUGCUAAUGUCUACACAAACUUUGUACCAUAGCUUGUAAUAAUUUAUUGUAAAAAUGUAAUUACAUAAAUGAAUUAAAUAUAUAUUUUGGCAA